Messenger RNA from Jaculus jaculus (lesser Egyptian jerboa), 2167 nucleotides. RefSeq names its product GM2 ganglioside activator (gene Gm2a). The coding region runs from base 119 to 712 and encodes 197 amino acids. The transcript has 4 exons. Lineage: Eukaryota; Metazoa; Chordata; Mammalia; Rodentia; Dipodidae. Gene Ontology annotation, biological process: lipid transport; ganglioside catabolic process. The record is from RefSeq and is a predicted model, not a curated record. Gene Ontology annotation, molecular function: lipid carrier activity; enzyme activator activity. Gene Ontology annotation, cellular component: cytoplasmic side of plasma membrane.
GGAAAUCUCGGCCCGGCGGGGCGGAGCUCUGCAUAGCAAUGUGCACCCAGGCGGACAUUUAAAGGCGCCCGGGCCGCCCGGGUGCUCAGUCCUCCCCGCGCGCCGCUCCUCCCCCGCCAUGCACGCCCUGGCGCGGGCUCCACUCCUGCUCCUGCUGGCCUGCCUUCUGGUGGGCCUGGCGACCCCGGCGCGCAUCAUCAGCCGGAAGCAACCUUCCUGGCUUGGCAGCUUCUCCUGGGAUAACUGUGAUGAGGGGAAGGACCCUGCGGUGGUCAAAAGCCUGACACUGGAGCCUGACCCAAUCGUCAUCCCCGGGAAUGUGACUGUCAGCGCCGAGGGCAAGACAAGUGUCCCCCUCACUUCUCCUCAGAAGGUGGAGCUAACGGUGGAGCGGGAAGUGGCUGGCUUUUGGGUCAAGAUCCCUUGCGUGGAGCAGCUUGGCAGCUGCACCUACGAAGACAUCUGUGAACUGCUCUACACCUACAUUCCCCCCGGGGAGCCCUGCCCAGAGCCCCUGCAUACCUAUGGGCUUCCUUGCCACUGUCCCUUCAAGGAAGGCACCUACUCAUUGCCCACGAGUAACUUCACAGUGCCUGACCUGGACCUGCCAAGCUGGCUGAGCACCGGGAACUACCGCAUCCAGAGCACCCUGAGCAGUGGCGGGAAGCGCCUGGCCUGUGUCAAAGUCGCUGCGUCUCUCAAGGGCAGAUGACGUGGCGUGGCAGGAUGAAGGGCACUGGGCAGGCGCUCUUAUCCGUGUGCCCCAAGGCCUGUUCUGCCUCACUUCAUGCUCCUUUCUCCCACCAUUCCAUUCUGCUCCCCUUUUUGCACAUGACCUUGAACCGCUGCUGUCCAAGGCUGGAGCAAGUCCCCCUGACCUAAGAGGAUGGUGUGGUUGGCCCCCAGGGCCUGGGACAUCUACAGGGCUGCAAGCCAUUUUCCUCCCUGCACCAUGACUUUCUAAGACCCCCUUUCAUGCCCAAGCCAGUCAAAGGAUGGGAACCAACAUGCCUGGGCGUCUCCGGUUCAGACUGACUGAACCUUGGCCUCCUGAAGUAGUUUUUCUUUUCCUUCCUUUUGCUUCUCUUUGGUCACUAAUUUAAAAGUAGAGGAACAGCGUUGACUCUUUUCAUUCUGCUCCAACCAGCUCUUCCAGCAAAGGGGCCUGAGUAGUUGUCAGUGUUCUUCUAUUAACUUCCAUACUGCUCACCAGCACCAGGGCUCACUGUCCUGGGCACAUGGUGAGCUCCCUUCGGGAGUUAUUUUAGGAAUGCUGUGGGUGUUUGGGCCUUUUUUAUACACUCUGGGCCUGUGGUGCCAGACUGGGGAUGUGAGGAGCGACAAGGACCAUGGAAGAGGUUGCUUCCAGGCCUGACCUCCACGUCCCUCUCUGAUAAAGAUAACACAUGCCAGGAGUGGGAAAAAUAAUAACAGGGGCUGGAGAGAUGGCUUAACAGUAAUGUGCUUGCCUGCAAAGCCUAAGAACCCAAGUUCGAUUUGAUUCCUCAGUACCCGUAUAAGCCAUGACACAUGUAUCUGGAAUCUGUUUGCAAUCGCUGGAGGUCCUUGGUGUACCCAUUGUCUCUGCCUCUCUCCUCUCUCUGCUUGCAAAUAAAUGAAAACAAUUUUUUAAAAUAAUAAAAACAUUAAUAAUAACUGUUGCUGCCAGGCAGCUGGGGUCUAGGCUCUGGUUGUCACCCAGGAUGGCACAUCCCGUGUUCAGGGCAGGUGCUAUCCAGAUAUGGCCAGUUCUGCCAUGUGACAGUGUUGCCAGAUCCUCUCAGCUUUUUUUUUCCCUAGAGAGGCCAAAAUUCCAAGGUUUUAUAAGAAAUCUUACAAUUUUUAAAUAUUGGUAGCUAAUUAUUUUUUAUACACUGUGAAGCCAAAGGAGCCACAUGCAUAUGUCUGGGAACAUCAAGUUCAUGGUGGCCAGUUUUCAGUUUGUGACCCGAGACCCUGCCUACCCAUCCUUUCAGUGUCAAGACCCCCUCUGGCAUCAUUUCUCAGAGCUGGGUGCUGUGCCAGCUUAAGAGCUCAUCACCAGCAGGGUUCAGGGACCCAGUUGCUUUGUGGAGCGGGGUCCUGGGAGGAGAGAUGAGUUGUGUGGGCCGGUCUCGCUGUAACCAUUCUGAAGCCUCAUGUAGAAUAAAUCUUUUGACCUUGCUGA